CAAAAGAGCUAUGCAGACAAUAGAAGGAAAGACCUCCAGUUUGAGAUUGGUGAUUGGGUAUUUCUGAAGUUAUCGCCUUGGAAGGGUGUAGUGAGAUUUGGGAGGCGAGGAAAACUAAGUCCUCUCUAUAUUGGGCCUUAUGAGAUUGUGGAGCGUGUAGGCCCAGUAGCUUACAGGCUUGCUUUGCCUUCAGAUCUUUCCCGGUUGCACGAUGUAUUCCAUGUUUCGAUGCUCCGGAAGGACAUUUCUGAUCCUUCUCAUAUUUUGGAAGAACAACCAAUAGAAUUUCAAGAAGAUUUGACUUAUGUAGAGCAACCAGUUCAGAUUUUGGAUUGGAAGAUGCAAGUAUUGCGUUCGAGGGAGAUCCCACUUGUGAAGGUCUUAUGGAGAAGUCAUAAUGUGGAAGAGGCCACAUGGGAACCUGAGGACCAAAUGCGGGAACAGUACCCUUACCUCUUCGAAUAA
This is a messenger RNA of Prunus dulcis (almond), 465 nucleotides long. RefSeq lists its product as uncharacterized. Lineage: Eukaryota; Viridiplantae; Streptophyta; Magnoliopsida; Rosales; Rosaceae. The transcript has a single exon. The annotation marks the transcript as partial. The record is from RefSeq and is a predicted model, not a curated record.